Molecule: messenger RNA, 665 nt
Organism: Drosophila innubila
Lineage: Eukaryota; Metazoa; Arthropoda; Insecta; Diptera; Drosophilidae
Product: histidine-rich glycoprotein
Exons: 2
Coding region: 65-478 (137 amino acids)
Source: RefSeq, a predicted model, not a curated record
UGAUUUCACAUAUAUAUUUUUUUCUCAGUUUCUGAAGCUCUCGAUCUUGGCUGUGCUGGUUUUAAUGCUUGUUUGUGUGCAGGAAACAAAUGCCGGCAGUCAGCAGAAGAAAAAGAAGAUUGUCAUCCAUGUGCCGGUGCAUAAAAAGAUUGAGAAACAUGUGCACACGGUGAUAAAACAUGUGCAUCAUCAUCAUAAGCCGAUUGUCCUAAAGGAGGAAAAGAAAAUAAUUCAUGAGGAGCAUCGUCCCAUACAAAUUCAUCAGACUAAAGAGCAGAUCCAUCAUCAUGAGAAUUACCAUGAGAAGCAUGAUCAUCAUAAUCAUCACGAUCAUCAUGAGCACCACGAGCAUCAUCAUCCCAUAGAACAGGUGCCCGUGGAGCAGGAGGAGGAGCAUAUCCAUCACCAUCACAAUUAUGAGCAUAAAGAUAGUUUUGUUGACGCCAGUUCGGAUGCGAGCAGCAGUGAGGAACAUUAAUUUUAACAUAUCGUUGCACUGAGUGCGACGUAGACUGAAGAUUACUCAACAAAAAAAAAAAAGAAAAGAGAAAUGAAAUGAAAAAAUCCAUAAAUGCUUUGUGGGUAUUGGUGUGAUUUUUACUUUGUGAUGUAUUACUUAGCUUUAGUCGUAUAAUAAUUUUUUUUCGUUUUUUUUAUUAGUUUUA